Telopea speciosissima is the source of this 1822-nucleotide messenger RNA. RefSeq names its product UPF0481 protein At3g47200-like. The coding region runs from base 102 to 1760 and encodes 552 amino acids. The transcript has a single exon. Lineage: Eukaryota; Viridiplantae; Streptophyta; Magnoliopsida; Proteales; Proteaceae. The record is from RefSeq and is a predicted model, not a curated record.
ACAGGGCCAACAUAAAGCCAUGGCUGCUAGCUCUCUUGCUCCUGAAAGAAACUGAAAAACUUGAUUUCAAAGCAUAAAAACCUUUUGUAGUCUUCGAAAAAAUGGUAGCAGUGUUUAAUAAGGAGCUUUUAAGUUGGUAUCUCAUCACUCUCAAACUGAGGGAAACAGUGGAAGCUGGAAUCGCAAACUCACCUGGUUCUACCUCUUCACGUGACCUUCAAUUGCGACCACUGCAACGGCAACAAUCACAGACACAGCCACCUCCGGAUCAGCAGCGGCUGACGCUGCAAGAAUCCUCCUUUUCGCAAUCGCAUUUGAUAUCAAUCAAUGGUGACGAUGAAAAUGUUAAAGAAGAAAGAGAAGUAACGAAUCCAAUGGAAUCAGAUUGGGCGAUAUCCAUUAGAGAAAAGCUAGAGCAAGCCCAUCAAGAUCAUGAAGCUGCCUCAUGGGCCAAGCUCUGCAUCUACCGAGUCCCACAGUACCUCCGUGUGGGCGACGAUUACGGUAAGGCCGACAAGGCCUUCGUCCCCCAAAUCGUUUCCCUGGGUCCUUACCAUCACGGCCGGAAGAACCUCCGAGACAUGGACCGUCACAAGUGGCGUUCACUCCAUCAGAUUCUGAAGCGAACCCAUCAAGACGUGAAACUCUACCUCGAUUCCAUCCGGGAGGUUGAGGAGAAGGCUCGAGCUUGCUACGAAGGACCAAUCCCUCUCAGCAGCAACGAAUUCGUGGAGAUGAUGGUUCUCGAUGGCUGCUUCGUUCUCGAGCUCUUCCGAGGUGCCGCCGGGGGUUUCGAGCAUCUGGGCUACUCUCGAAACGACCCUGUCUUCGCAAUGCGAGGAGGGAUGCACUCAAUCCAGCGAGACAUGAUCAUGCUUGAGAACCAAAUCCCACUCUUCAUCCUCGAUCGUCUUCUGGGUCUCCAGAUUGGAAACCCUAACCAGAGAGGGCUGGUGGCAAAACUCGCACUCCCAUUCUUCGAUCCAUUGACACCGACGGAUGAGCCACUACAAAACAGCGAUCGGAACAAGCUGGAAUACUCGAUCACCCCCUUCGAUCCAUUGAUAGAUAAAGACGGCCUCCAUUGCCUGGGCGUUUUCCGGCAAAGCCUCCUGCGUCGAGGCCCUGGACCAGAACCACAUGCUUCGAGGAAUUGGAUGAAAUGGAGAUCGCACGCGGUGAGGGUCGCCGACAAGCGAAGGCAGCAGUUAAUCCAUUGCGUGACGGAGCUGAGGGAAGCAGGAGUGAAAUUCAGGAAGAGGAAGACGGAUCGCUUCUGGGACAUCAAAUUCGAGAACGGUGUACUGUGGAUACCCAGGCUUUUGAUCCACGACGGGACCAAAUCUCUGUUCCUGAACCUGAUUGCGUUAGAACAGUGCCAUCUAGACUGCACAAACGACAUAACGUCUUACGUGAUUUUCAUGGACAACCUGAUAAACUCGCCUGGGGAUGUGGGUUACCUCCAUUACUGCGAGAUCAUAGAGCAUUGGUUAGGAAGUGAUGCAGAGGUGGCCGACCUGUUCAAUAGGCUGUGUCAAGAGGUGGUGUUCGACAUCAACGACAGCUACCUCUCCCGGUUGUCCGAGCAGGUGAAUCGAUACUAUAAUCACAGGUGGAACGCAUGGCGGGCCAGCUUGAAGCACAACUACUUCAACAAUCCUUGGGCCAUCAUCUCCUUCGUUGCUGCUGUUGUCUUGUUGGUCCUCACUUUGGCUCAGACCUUUUACUCUGUCUAUGGCUAUUACUGGCCAAAUUCUUGAAAACCCAGAAAAACAAAAUAGCAGCAAAAUCCCUUGAACAUAUGAUCAAUACCUAUACCUGC